AUGGUCAGAAAACUCAAGCAUCAUGAGCAGAAGCUUCUCCGGAAAGUCGACUUCACCACAUACAAGAGCGACAACAACCAUCGCGAUGCGGCAGUGAUUCGACGAUACAACAUCCAGAAGCCAGCAGACUAUGCCAAAUACAAUCGUAUAUGCGGUAGCCUCAAACAGCUUGCACACCGUCUCGCCGCCCUCCCGCCCGAUUCUUCGUUCCGGCGCAAACAUGAAGAACUCCUCCUUGCCAAACUGCACGAUAUGGGCAUUCUACCCUCGAACGCCGCAAAUGCAAAGCUAUCCGAAGUAGAGAAGAACGUCACAGUCUCAGCGUUCUGCAGAAGGAGGUUGCCUGUUGUCCUGACCAGAUUACGGAUGGCAGAGACUGUUCAAGCCGCUACAAAGAUCAUCGAGCAAGGUCAUGUCAGAGUUGGUACGGAAACCAUCACCGAUACGGCGUUCCUGGUUACAAGAAACAUGGAGGAUUUCGUGACGUGGGUGGAUGGCAGCAAGAUCAAGAGGAACAUCUUGAAGUACAGGGAGAAGCUGGAUGAUUUCGACCUACUGUGA
Messenger RNA from Cadophora gregata, 561 nucleotides. RefSeq names its product Small subunit (SSU) processome component (gene IMP3). Gene Ontology annotation, molecular function: snoRNA binding; structural constituent of ribosome; rRNA binding. Gene Ontology annotation, biological process: rRNA processing. The transcript is spliced from 2 exons. The coding region runs from base 1 to 561 and encodes 186 amino acids. NCBI's taxonomy places the organism in Eukaryota, Fungi, Ascomycota, Leotiomycetes, Helotiales, Ploettnerulaceae. Gene Ontology annotation, cellular component: small ribosomal subunit; Mpp10 complex; small-subunit processome. The record is from RefSeq and is a predicted model, not a curated record.